CACCAUGGUCGACGUCGAUAGGAGAAUGAACCCAGCCCACGUAGCCGGUCUACGCCGACUCUCGGCCCGUGCUGCCGCUGCUUCCACUGCCACCACCAACACCUCCACUCCCGUCCGAGCUGGUCUCGAUUCUUUCUCUUCCCUUGCAGUCAAGGUCAUCUCCCGCCUUCGCAGUUCCGGCACUCUGGUUCAACCUGGUCUCUCCGACACCGAGUUCGCCCGAACCGAAGCCGAGUUCGGCUUCGUCUUCCCGCCUGAUCUUCGUGCCGUUCUCUCAGCCGGUCUACCAGUUGGUCCCGGAUUCCCCGACUGGCGUGCCGGUUCUGGAUCACGCCUCCGUCUCCACGCCUGUCUUGACCUUCCAAUCGCUGCAAUUUCUUUUCAGAUUGCACGCAACGCCCUAUGGCCCAAGUCUUGGGGCCCACGGCCAUCUGACCCUGAGAAGGCUCUGCGCGUAGCUCGAAAUGCACUGAAGAAGGCACCCAUCUUGAUCCCUCUCUUCAACCAUUGCUACAUCCCUUGCAACCCCUCUUUGGCUGGAAACCCUAUCUUCUUCGUCGACGAGAAUCGGAUAUUCUGUUGCGGAUCGGAUUUAUCCGAUUUCUUCGAACGGGAGUCUCUGUUUCGAUGGGACAACGAUCCCUGCGUCCUCAAAAAGCAGCGCUCGGUUAGUGAGAAGACAACAGUUUCGUUAUCAUUUUCAUCUAAUUACUCCCGCAGAAGCUUAGAUUCCGGUGGCGCCGCUGGGAGCAGAACACCCAGAUGGGUUGAAUUCUGGAGUGAUGCAGCCAUCGAUAGAAGGCGGAGGAAUUCGUCAUCUUUGUCGUCUUCUCUAUCUUCUGAUCAAUACUAUGAGAUUCCUCGGCCAACAUUUCGGGGAAAACUGUCGAAAUGGGUUGAAGGGUAUUUAGAGCGGAUCGGAACGAUCCUGAGAGAAGGUGGUUGGAAUGAAACAGACGUAGCGGAAAUCGUACAGGUAUCAGCAUCUGGUUUUUUCGAAAGGGACGUGAUUUUGUUAGAUAAUCAAGCAGUCUUGGAUGCUCUGCUACUCAAGGCAGACCGAUUCUCCGACUCUUUGAGAAAUGCAGGGUGGAGCUCUGAGGACAUCACUGACGCUCUGGGUUUUGAUUUUCGACCGGAAAAAGAGAGAAAAUCAUUGAAGAAAUUGUCUCCGGAACUGGUCAAGAAGAUCGGAAGACUUGCAGAGUCCGUCUCUGGGUCAUGA
Molecule: messenger RNA, 1225 nt
Organism: Telopea speciosissima
Lineage: Eukaryota; Viridiplantae; Streptophyta; Magnoliopsida; Proteales; Proteaceae
Exons: 1
Coding region: 5-1225 (406 amino acids)
Source: RefSeq, a predicted model, not a curated record